AUGGCUUUUCCUACUGAGGCAGAGUGCAGGAAGAUUGCGGAGGACUUAAAGACCACGUGGGCUUUCCCUAAUUGCGUUGGUGCACUGGACGGAAAGCAUGUGGUAAUUGAGGCACCUCCACGUAGCGGCUCCCUCUAUUACAAUCAUAAGGGGACGUUCUCCAUUGUGCUGUUGGCUGUGGUGGAUGCCCGGUAUCGCUUCAGGGUGGUUGACAUUGGUGCCCCUCUACCUGGAGCAGAGCACCUGGGGCCCAUUCCUCAUGUGUUUCUGGCGGACGAGGCAUUCCCGUUGAGGAGAAGUCUCCUCCUCCACUCCUACCCUGGGAACACUGUGGGGGAAAAGCGUGUCUUUAAUUACCGUCUCUCUCACGGCAGGAGAAUGGUAGAGUGUGUCUUCGGCAUUCUAGCAACCCAGUGGAGGAUUUACCGGAGGGUGCUUGGUGUGUCAGCGCAGGUAGCCGAGACAGUCAUCGAAGCAACAUGCAUCCUUCAUAACUUUCUGGGUGAUGAAGCUGGAGCACCGACUGGUCCUGCAGAACCAUCUGCUGCAAUUCAAAAUGUUGCCAGGGUUGGCAGCAACAAUGCCAGCAGAGAGGCCAUCACUGUGAGGAGCCAAUUCACAGCUGGCCAAGUCCCCUGGCAGAACCACCUGUACAUGUGAUGGUCAUCUGGCGCCCCCUUGUGACCUUUAGUGGUCACUAUAGAUGAAGAGGAGAAGCGGUUCCCUUGGAGACUUUUUAGAUCCAGGGUUUUUAAUCUAUAUUUCAGACAGUAUUUUAGUCUGUUUUUAAAAUCUUUUUCUCCGUAAAAAGAAUUUGUAAAUUAUUUUAAUUACUUGAGAAUAUUUGUUUACAAUCAGUUCUCUCAUCAAUUUUUUGUAAAUACAAAAUUAUCAAUUCUCAAUUUUUCUCU
Molecule: messenger RNA, 911 nt
Organism: Labrus bergylta (ballan wrasse)
Lineage: Eukaryota; Metazoa; Chordata; Actinopteri; Labriformes; Labridae
Source: RefSeq, a predicted model, not a curated record